This is a messenger RNA of Oncorhynchus gorbuscha (pink salmon), 5985 nucleotides long. Its product is annotated as ion-translocating oxidoreductase complex subunit C-like. The transcript is spliced from 5 exons. The record is from RefSeq and is a predicted model, not a curated record. Lineage: Eukaryota; Metazoa; Chordata; Actinopteri; Salmoniformes; Salmonidae. Bases 1733 to 2425 code for a protein of 230 amino acids.
UUCUGUGCAGCAAUAGUUCUGUGCAGCAAUAGUUCUGUGCAGCAGUAGUUCUGUGCAGCAAUAGUUCACAUUAUUUCACAUGUUGAAGAUUAUUAAUCAUAUGCUAGAACCCAAAGAAAGGCACAUGUAUAUUCUUAUUAUUACACUGAUAUACUUGACCAUGCCAACUGAAUAGCCUUACUCUUCCUGUGCAUACAGAACAUAGAGGGAAAGGGGAUACCUGGUCAGUUGCAUAACUGAAUGCAUUCAACCAAAAUGUGUCUUCCGCAUUUGACCCAACCCCUCUGAAUCAGAGUGGUGCAGGCUGACUUCAUCAACAUCAUUGGCACCCAGGGAGCAGUUGUUAGGGGUUACGUGCCUUGCUCAAGGGCAGAACAGUAGAUUUUUCCACCUUGCCAGCUCGGGAUUUGAACCAGUGACCUUUCAGUCACUCUUAAUCACUAGAUUUCCUGUUGCCCCCUAGAUAGGCCUAAUGCAAUAGUCUUCCUGUGACAAUUAGCUAGAUAGAUUUAGAUAUACUAGAUUUGCCAUUUUGGUCAAAGACAGAGAGGGAUGCAUGUAUGACUUUGCAUUUCAAGAUUCCUGUGUGUUUUAAAUCUACAGUACUUUCAAACACCUUUUUAGAAUGUAUAUUGCCAACUGGCAGGUGUCCCAAAUCUAGAACAUGAACCCUUCCCUGCUGCUCCCCUCUUUCUUCUGAUGGUGAACUCUUGAACUCUAGAACCCUAGAACCAGCCCUGAAUCAGUCAAGUAUCAAAUUAAUUAGAUGGAAGAAAUUAAGCUACCAGACCUUACAAGCUACUUGUAACCAACAAUCCUUCAUAUAAUUAGUUUUGACCCAAUCAUAGCCUUUUGAAUGUAGAAGGCUCUCAUUGGCUAACAUGACUCUUCCUGCCCUUUGGUCUUGGUCAAUGGGGGUCAGAUUCAGAGAUUUAUUUCCAUAUCACCUAUACAUGAUUGCAUCCUCUUCUCAUAUUAUGUCAUCACUCAACCAUAUUUUAGGUGUUUUGUUAGGUGUCUUCCCAAAUGCUCAUUCAUAAAUACCGUAUAAGCAGGACUCAUUGAGGAGUAAGACAAGAGUCCUCGGGUUGUAGUCCCUAGUUUAUGAUGAGUAAACAGACCAAAACUAUUCCUCUCACCUCCCAGUCCUCAUACUGUGUAACUCAUUCAAUAAAAUAAUUUCUAUAAAAUAUCAUGCAUUUUCAUAACUGUAUCCUAUAUAUGAUAUCAUAUUGGUGGCAGCGUUGGGAUACAGGCUACAGUUGGUCUGGGUACCAGUCUGCUUAGCUAACAUUCCACUCUGUAUUCCGUGUCCUAUGCCAAAGUUUAGCAGACAGUUUAGCGAAACAGACUUCUAUGGGCACGGGUAAGUCUCGGGCAAGGAGCGAACAACCACUGUACACAGAUCUCCGUUAUUUAAUGUUAGUUAUUACAGACAGAUCUGGCAUUUCUCCAUCUGGAAAAUACUACUUACAACACAACUGCAAUUAUUUUAUUUUAUAUUUGUCCAAGAUAGCUAGCUGCAAAGCUAGCAAGCUAGUUAAUUUAAGAUAUCUCUAGAUCCAGUUCGCCAGCAGAGCAGCACUCGCCAAAAAGACAGCAAACCAAAAGCUGCCAACAUUGCAGUGGGUGCCGGAUAGACAAUGGUGGUCCUUCAUUCUCGAAUGUGAAGCCGACGGACCCUAGCAGGAAGGACCAGAGAAAAGUGUUUGCUUAAGGUAAUUGGGAUGACAUGCAUGACCUUCUGGCUCUCCUCUCUACUGAGACCGAUCUGGCCACAGCAGGGCAGGCCCAGCUCCAACAGACCGAUCUGACCACAGCAGCGCAGGCCCAGCUCCAACAGACCGAUCUGGCCACAGCAGCGCAGGCCCAGCUCCAACAGACCGAUCUGGCCACAGCAGGGCAGGCCCAGCUCCAACAGACCGAUCUGGCCACAGCAGCGCAGGCCCAGCUCCAACAGACCGAUCUGACCACAGCAGCGCAGGCCCAGCUCCAACAGACCGAUCUGACCACAGCAGCGCAGGCCCAGCUCCAACAGACCGAUCUGGCCACAGCAGGGCAGGCCCAGCUCCAACAGACCGAUCUGGCCACAGCAGCGCAGGCCCAGCUCCAACAGACCGAUCUGGCCACAGCAGCGCAGGCCCAGCUCCAACAGACCGAUCUGACCACAGCAGCGCAGGCCCAGCUCCAACAGACCGAUCUGGCCACAGCAGGGCAGGCCCAGCUCCAACAGACCGAUCUGGCCACAGCAGCGCAGGCCCAGCUCCAACAGACCGAUCUGGCCACAGCAGCGCAGGCCCAGCUCCAACAGACCGAUCUGGCCACAGCAGGACAGGCCCAGCUCCAACAGACCGAUCUGGCCACAGCAGCGCAGGCCCAGCUCCAACAGACCGAUCUGACCACAGCGGCGCAGGCCCAGCUCUAACAGUGGUCUUCCCAACAGGCUGUCCUGUUCUGCUCCCCUUUGGCAACAGCUACUGCCACAACAAAAGAGGAUUGCUCUGAAGAGUACCUGCUGGAUACAGAUCUGCCAAGCACACCUCUGCCAGCCACACCUCCACUGCCCUUCACGGCUUCUCCACUGGGCCCAUCAAGAGAUGAGGUCGUGUCUUCAUCUUGUACCACGGCCGAUAGACAGAGCCCAUUAGAGCUGCCAGUGAUAGGCUACUGGCCAAUCACCACGGGGAAGAAGAUAUCCUAAAGCGGGUGAAUCUGCUCUGCUCUUAACACCACCCCAGAGAAGCUCCUAGCGACACACAGCUGUGGCAUUAUGUUACUGUAGAGAGUGAAACAGUCAGUGUCCCAGUCAUGUCCUCAGUCAUGUCCCCUGCCACCUGCACUUACCCAGCAGAAGGCCUCACCUCAAUGUUUCCAUUUGACGAUUUAGCUUCCGCCGCCUUCUUUCAAUGGGAACCGGAGGCCUCGAAGCAGAGGGGGCAGUGAGGAAGGAGCGAACAGAGGAAAGAGAUGAGCAUCCCUCCGGCCGUCUGUACAGGUUUUGCCAGCAGCCGCUGAAACAAAUAUCCAACAGCCCAUAUCAGCUUUUCUUGAGUGGUAGGAAAAUUUCUACUGCCUAGUGUUUCCCCUGUACAUUUUACAGGGCAUUGGAGGGAGCUCCAACAGUCUGCCUUUUAUGAGGCUGAAAAGAAGAGAUGGAUGGUGGAGAAGGGUAGUGACUCUAUACACACCUACACAGAGAAAUAAAUAGGAGCUGCAAAUCUAUUGUCAUGGUUAUUACCACCAGGGACUCAAUGUCAAACUUAAAUGAAUCAUUCUAUAUUUUCAGUUAACUGGUUCCAACAAACUUAAUGCACCAUAGUACACGUCGGUCGGGAGCUCUGUCCCUCAAUUGUUCGCGGAUGACGUGUCUCCUUUUGGGCAGCUCACAGUAAGGGUCUGGGUGGGUCCUCGUUGUCUUUUGCUUCAUGAAAUGUGCCACCGGUUUUCCUCACUGGAAAGCUCCGCAGGCAGAAUCAAUCAUCUGGUCCUUGAUGCCAAAUUGUCAUGGAAAUUACCACCAGGGACUCAAAGUCAAACUUAAAACGAAUCAUUAUUUAUUGUCAGUUAACUGGAGAAGUUCCAACAAACUUAAUGCACCAUAGUACACAUCGGUCAGGAGCUCUCCGGGGCAGUCCCGUUAGUUCUCUUAUAUACUGCUUACACAGACAAGUUAUAUUAGCAUGAUUUAUAUUGUACAUUAUUCCUGAUUAAUUCAUUUGGCUAUUGCUUAAACUAUCAAAGGAGGUUCUAUUAAAUACGUCAUUAUAAGUAAGCGAAAUGAACACAUAAAACCAGCCACUUCAUCCUUUCAAACCCUUCAUUCUGUGUUGUGCAAUCCAACUUGUAAAACCAUUGCAGUAGAAUGUUUUAUGCUUCGCUACAGGACACUAUUUUCAUUGAUGGAAGUGGUUUGGACUCUCGUUUGAUUUGUAUCUAUUUCACUGUUCAUUAUUUGACAUUUAAUCAGUACGGCCAGAGGAGGUGUGGUAUAUGGCCAAUAUACCACAGUUAAGGGCUGUUCACAACGCAGAGUGCCUGGAUACAACCCUUAGCCGUGGUAUACUGUCCAUAUAUCACAAACCCCAGAGGUGGCUUAUUGCUAUUAUAAACUGGUUACCAAUGUAAUUAGAGCAGUACAACUGCAUGUGCUUUCAGCCAAUCAGAAUUCAGGACUCAAACCACCCAGUUUAUAAUACUGAACAUACAUUGCUGUAUAUUUUGUUGUACAAAGGAUUGUGCUCCAACACUAUCAUAAAUACAGUAUGUCUGUGAUUUCAUUAAAGUAAACCUCAAAGUAAAGUAAUAUUCUCUGAUUUGCUUCAAUGUUGUCUUUAUGAAUAAGAUACAUGCAUGUCCAUUGUUCUCCAACACUAUCAUAAAUAUGCCUAGUUAAACCUUAACUUAUACCAAUCUUCUUCGUUUUUCAUGUUGUCUUUAUAUGCAUAAAAAUGGAAAUGCAAUGUCCUCCAAAUGCAAAACGUCCUCCAGCUAUUUCUGAACUUUACAUUUGAAAAGCAAUAUCCCAACUAUACAUAUAGUCAAGUACACACACAUUUUUUACAAAAGUGAUUUUAUUUGACACAACUUUUUAGGCAUUGAAGGAGCUGUUCUGAUGGGAAUCCGUGAUGUCAUAGCCUCCUUGAUUGAGGAACAAUAGAGGAGCAAAAGAGAACAAAAGAGGAAUGCAUUUACAUUCCCAUAUCAAACUGUUUAUGCUAAACAGACCUAAAACCACUAUCCAGCUUUGUUGUAUGAAAAAAUGAACAAAUAGGUGUUGCUCAUGAAGUGUGUAACUGCCGAGGUAGAAUACAGUGUAACUGCCGAGGUAGAAUACAGUGUAACUGCCGAGGUAGAAUACAGUGUAACUGCCGAGGUAUUAUACAGUGUAACUGCCGAGGUAGAAUACAGUGUAACUGCCGAUGUAGAAUACAGUGUAACUGCCGAGGUAGAAUACAGUGUAACUGCCGAGGUAGAAUACAGUGUAACUGCCGAGGUAGAAUACAGUGUAACUGCCGAGGUAGAAUACAGUGUAACUGCCGAGGUAGAAUACAGUGUAACUGCCGAGGUAGAAUACAGUGUAACUGCCGAGGUAGAAUACAGUGUAACUGCCGAGGUAGAAUACAGUGUAACUGCCGAGGUAGAAUACAGUGUAACACUGCCGAGGUAGAAUACAUUGUAACUGCCGAGGUAGAAUACAGUGUAACACUGCCGAGGUAGAAUACAGUGUAACUGCCGAGGUAGAAUACAGUGUAACUGCCGAGGUAGAAUACAUUGUAACUGCCGAGGUAGAAUACAGUGUAACUGCCGAGGUAGAAUACAGUGUAACUGCCGAUGUAGAAUACAGUGUAACUGCCGAGGUAGAAUACAGUGUAACUGCCGAGUUAGAAUACAGUGUAACUGCCGAGGUAGAAUACAGUGUAACUGCCGAGGUAGAAUACAGUGUAACUGCCGAGGUAGAAUACAUUGUAACUGCCGAGGUAGAAUACAGUGUAACUGCCGAGGUAGAAUACAGUGUAACUGCCGAGGUAGAAUACAGUGUAACUCCCGAGGUAGAAUACAGUGUAACUGCCGAGGUAGAAUACAGUGUAACUGCCGAGGUAGAAUACAGUGUAACUGCCGAGGUAGAAUACAGUGUAAGUGCCGAGGUAGAAUACAGUGUAACUGCCGAGGUAGAAUACAGUGUAAGUGCCGAGGUAGAAUACAGUGUAACUGCCGAGGUAGAAUACAGUGUAACUGCCGAGGUAGAAUACAGUGUAACUGCAGAGGUAGAAUAUUGAAAGUAGAACAAUCCACUUUAUGUGUUUAUCUUCAGAUUUAGUUUUUAUUGACCUACUUUGCAUCUCACAGGGUAUGGAUGUUACUGCUCUGAAGAGGCACUCAGUUAAUCACAAUGUGUCCCAUCCUCUCCUGUAAAACGAUUUGCUCUGAGGUAAUAAACAUUAUUAAAGACAAAAAAAAAUCUAUAAACUGAAUAAAUUUUACUAA